AUGAAUGAACAUUUUUGCCCGAAUAUUCCAUUAGCUUUUCAGAUCGUCGUUUCCAAACCAUACAUUUUUGAAUGUGUACUGUACAAACCAAUCAACGUCGAGGAAAGUACAUUGAAGCUAAUAGAUGGUGUAGCUCAGUUUAACCUCAAGAAAUCUAAUGCUGAACAAUGGAAUCAAUUAACAUUAGAUGACAUGAAGGACAGAAAUCGUCUGUUACAAAUAAAACAAAAUGCUGUACUUGAGCAUCAAGAACGCGAAAUGAAGCGCACUAAAGCGAAAAAAGAAAUGAAUGUAAAAGGCGACAAAUAUGCGUUGGAACAGAUUAUGAAAUUAGAAAAUAUAUCUCGUGAAAAAAUUAAACUUGAGAAAGAGGAGGCUGGUAAACAGGCAAUAAUGGAGUUUGUAAAUGCUUGUAAUGAAUCUAGCCAAGAAGAUAUUGAAUUGGAAAACAAAAUUAAAGAAGCCCGAGCAUUCGCUAAACAAUGUACAAUAAGAACAAUAAGUGAUCAAAACAAAACGAACUUAAUUGGAAAUGCCCCAAAACGUCCAGAAUUUAUUGAGAAACCAAUAGAUUUGCCGGUGAGGACUUCGUCUACGAUCGAAGUUAAAUUUACACCUCGAGUAUUUCCUACACCUGAGAGAGAGUCUACAAAACAAGCUGAGGAGGAGUGGUUAAGUAAACAGGCUGAGUACCGAAGAAAAUUAUUGGAUCGUGUUGUACCCGAUGAUUUAUCCAGGAAUGAAUUAGAUCCUAUAUGGUUACGUAAAAAAGGAGACUCAUUAUUUCAAGCUGGAGAUUAUGAAGCUGCUGUUAUUGCAUACACAGAAGCUAUAAAGCAAAAUCCAAAACUACAUUCAGCCUAUUCAAAUCGAGCCGCAUGUCACUUACAAUUACGAAAUUAUUUUAAAGCUCUAGAAGAUAGUUCAAUGGUAUUAGAUCUCUGUGUACCGCCUGUACCACAAAAUUUGAAAUCACGUGUACGUGCCCAUAUUAGACGUGGCGCGGCAUUUUGUAAUUUACAAUUGUAUAAAGAAGGUCUUAUCGAAUAUAAAGCUGCACAAAAGCUUCAGCCGGAAGAUGAAACAAUCAGAGCGGACAUUGAAAAGUUAGAGAAAUUUGUAAAUCAAGAACAGUUAAUAAAUUGUUAAUCCAUUU
Schistosoma turkestanicum is the source of this 1156-nucleotide messenger RNA. The record is from the annotation of a GenBank genome assembly. Lineage: Eukaryota; Metazoa; Platyhelminthes; Trematoda; Strigeidida; Schistosomatidae.